This is a messenger RNA of Dinoponera quadriceps, 718 nucleotides long. It is a transcript of the gene mRpL41, whose product is annotated as 39S ribosomal protein L41, mitochondrial. The record is from RefSeq and is a predicted model, not a curated record. NCBI's taxonomy places the organism in Eukaryota, Metazoa, Arthropoda, Insecta, Hymenoptera, Formicidae. Gene Ontology annotation, biological process: translation. Gene Ontology annotation, molecular function: structural constituent of ribosome. The coding region runs from base 102 to 581 and encodes 159 amino acids. The transcript has 3 exons. Gene Ontology annotation, cellular component: mitochondrial large ribosomal subunit.
GUCGCUGCUGACGUUCGCGUCACUACGCAUGCGCGGAAUUACGUGAUCCAGCUGAGAUAGGAUUCGUCAUUCUACUGGCUGCGUUUGCCCUGGAAAUCGACAUGGCGUCUACCUGUAUGAUCUUACGGCGUAGCAUCGCGACUUCGUGCGUCUGUCAUGGGAAACGAAAUUUCCGAAAAUUCCUGUUGUACAAUAAACGAGGCAGUCGUCAGUUCAAAGAGGCACAGAUGAAGAAUCCGGAUCCUGACAUACCAAUAGACAAGAGGGGUGUAAAAGAUGUCGGAUAUGCAGUAGGUGAUAAGUUUGUCACCGUGCCAGAGAUGAUUCCCGAAUUAAUUGUCCCUUCACUCGAAGGAUUCAAAUUGAAGCCUUACGUGUCAUACAGAGUGGAGGAUUUCGAGCAGCGUGAAUUGACCGCUCAAGACUUGUUCGACAUGAUAUAUUCCGAUAAGAUAAAAGAGGACUUUGCAAAGAAUCAGUUGGACGAGAAUGGGAAUCCCUUAAAUCCGAGUGAAAACGAACAGCUCACGUCGCAAGAAGCUAAGAACAACGCCGGGAAAACAGGCUGUGAUAUUUUCUAAGGGCCGUUAGCCAAGGGUCGUAAGUUAUGCCUUGACAUCUUCAUAAUUCAUAAUGUAAAGAUAGAUUCUCUUGUGGAGACAUAGGAUAUCGAAGUGAAUAAACGUAUCUUCAAUGUGCUCUGAACACAUUAAUUUAA